Dichomitus squalens LYAD-421 SS1 is the source of this 1136-nucleotide messenger RNA. Its product is annotated as oxidoreductase. The transcript has 6 exons. Bases 156 to 1001 code for a protein of 281 amino acids. Lineage: Eukaryota; Fungi; Basidiomycota; Agaricomycetes; Polyporales; Polyporaceae. The record is from RefSeq and is a predicted model, not a curated record. Gene Ontology annotation, cellular component: endoplasmic reticulum.
CAGCUAACUCCUGACUCUCAGCGACACCUUGUACAAACGGUCACUCACUCAGUAGUGUUCUACAAGAGGCUUUUGAUCUGCACUGCGUCCAAGUCUGCUCUAGUUGAGGUCGAGGAGUAUCGACACACAUCAUAAGCCUCGAACGCUGUCUGGCUAUGGCCACUUCACAAGAGGUUGUUCUUGUUACAGGAUGCUCUAAUGGUGGCAUCGGCUUUGCUCUGUGCGAAGAAUACGCCAGGCAGGGCUGCAAAGUGUACGCCACCGCUCGGCGGCUGCAGUCCAUAGACGCCUUCACCGCCCCCAACAUCGAGAAACUCUCCCUCGACGUGACGAAGGAAGAUAAUGUGCACGAGGUCGUGCAGACCAUCAUACAGAAAGAGGGGCGAAUCGACGUGCUUGUCAACAACGCUGGCGUCCUCUGCGUAGGACCCGUCAUUGAGGUGCCUAUGGACGUCAUCGAGCGCACAUACGACACAAAUGUCUUCUCGAUCAUCCGCAUGUGCAAGGCCGUCAUUCCUCACAUGGCCGCCCGCAAGAGCGGGACCAUCGUCAACAUAAGCUCCAUCGGGGCGCUCAUCCCCACGCCGUGGGCCGGCAUCUACGGCUCCACCAAAGCGGCGGUGCAAUCGCUCUCCGACGUGCUCUACAUGGAAUGCAAGCCGCACGACAUCUCCGUGCUCGUAGUGACCACCGGCGGCAUCCGCUCGAAGCUGUCCGAUAACCAGGCCGCGGCGUUUCCGGGCCUGCCGGAGGGCUCGCUGUACAAGCGGUACCUCACGGACAUCGUCGCUCGCAUCCACGCGAGCCAGACUUCGGACGCGACGCCUGCAGAGGCGUACGCACGGCAGGUUGUCAGGAGGAGCUUGCAGAAGAAGGUCCCGAGGGAGAUAGUAUCGGGAGCGAAAGUGACCCUGUACCGGGUGCUCCUGUGGCUUCCGAGGGCGGUUACAUUGAGUCUCUUCUGGUACUUCUUCACGAAGAAUGCGCGUCGUUCGUCGUAGGAUGAGCGUACGUCUCCCAGAACCGUCUUACGCUAGACGUGUUCAGGUGGUUCUGCCUGUCCCAUCAUUAUCCAGAUCUUGCCUUCUUUGCGAAUGAAUGGUACACAAUGCUGUCGAAUUGAAUUUAGCUUAUGC